This is a messenger RNA of Harpegnathos saltator (Jerdon's jumping ant), 2675 nucleotides long. RefSeq lists its product as uncharacterized. The record is from RefSeq and is a predicted model, not a curated record. The transcript is spliced from 7 exons. NCBI's taxonomy places the organism in Eukaryota, Metazoa, Arthropoda, Insecta, Hymenoptera, Formicidae. Bases 179 to 892 code for a protein of 237 amino acids.
GCACAGCGCUGAGCGCCGCGGAUGAGCGCUGAGCGAUCGUUUGAUGACUAAUGGAGUCGACCCGCGUGCCCCGGGGUCCAGGUCCGCGACUUGUCUUCCUUCUCACCACGCUCGCAUUGACUUUCGCAGAUGAAGAUUAGCAGCAUGAAGAGCAACGGGACUGCUGUGCGGUGCGAUAAUGUCAGACUAUUGGGAGAAGAUCGGCUGGGACAAGGAAGAUCUUAUUCACGCCAAUGUCAGCCUCACUUGGCACUUGGACGGCCGAGUGGCCAUGCUGGAGUCUUCCGUUAAUCAUCGAGCUCACCGCAUCAGCAAGAGCUCUUCCUUUUUGGUACCUAUGCACGGCGGAAUCUGGAUCAUGUGUGUUUCUCUAUCAGAGAAAGAGAUACAACAGCUAAGUCGGAAGGUGGGCUUUCCGCAAGAGAGAUGUAUCAAUUACUUAACGCCGGACGAGGCGCACGAGGAGAUACGCGUGGCUUGGCAAAAUCGAAUGCAGAAUCUGAGUAUAUCGUGCUCUUUGGUGUGCCUAAUUAUAUUAGGUUGCGCUGCUAUUAUUGGAUUCUUCGGACUAUGUAUGCACCAGAUAUCAGCUGUGCUCGUAACAGGAGUGAUGUACCUUCUGGCGGCGACAUUCGCGCUGUUCACACUAACAAUCAUCCACUUCAAGAGAGCCCAAGAUCAUCGAGGCGGCGUCAGAGCGGUGGACGGACCCGAGGACGGUGUGAUCGGUAUGCCCGUUCAUCGCAGUGUCCUCAAGGCCAGACGCUUCACUACAGCGUGGAGCAUGGACCUGGGAUGGGGUGGGGUGACACUAUGCGCUCUCGCGUCAGUCGCUUGGAUCCUCCUCAGCAAAAUUAUGCGCUUUAGCCCGAUCGCUGCCAUGAUCGCGUAGCGGUGGGAUGCCUUCGAGGUCUAAAGUCGUUUCUGGAGAAGAAGGGGAAAGAAGCUCACGAGAAAAAACGUUCGUGCGUUCCGGCGCUGCGAUUCCGGUGCUUAGGUGCUUGUAUCAUCACCGCUGCCUGUGCCUGUUCCCGAGGAGAUGGAAAUCGGCAUAUUACGCUUAAACAUUGCGAUUCGUCAGUCUUCCGAGGACGUAGAGAGGAUCGCAGACCGGGGGCCGGUUGUUGUUCCACUUUCCACGAGGAGGUUACAUCCAGAAAUGACCGUCUCGAAGGCGACAAGUCUUCACUUUGUAUUAUUCUCGUCUCGUACAAUAGUGGAUAAGUCAAUGAUUAUUUAAGCGAUAUACUUCGAAAACAAUACUGCGCAACAAUAGAGAUCUCGAAGGAUGUCGUUACUUCAGAGUGUACAUGUUCCUUGCUUUCCGAUGCUUCAUCUAUCGGUGCGCGCGUAAACCACCUUUCGUAGUAAUGAAUAUGAAUAAUCUCAGGAAUAUGUGCUGCAGAUAAUUAUUGGUGCUCGGUGCGAUAGAUGGCUUUGAAGAUACUCAGCUAAAAAGAGAGACGUUUUACUCCUUUCAACACUGAAACUAGAAUUGGUAUCGGACACACCCUUUGCGGGUACCGACUCGUCGUCGCGGUUUGUGUCGCUACACAAUUACCUCCUCCGCCGAGCCCUGAGUGCAUUUUGCUUCAACAACCCCCGUACAGAUAAGCUCGUCAAUAUGGAGAAAGAUAUGGAUGUCAAUAUGCGCUUUUACGAGGUGUUGCACUUUUAAAAUCAACGAAAGUGAGUACACCGAUACUCCAAUGUAGCCGCCUCUGACAUAUUACGGACGCCUUAUUACGAUUAGAGCGACCGGGCAUAUUUGUAUAGCAUAGUAAACACGUUAAUCGAGACAUGUAUUCGGAGCAGGGCACGUAAAGUGACAUGUAAAGUCAAUACCUUCAAAGUAUUAGGUCAAUUGAAAUUGUCGCGAUAUUACAGCACAAUAUGCCGUAGAAAGGCAUGUAUAGAGAGAGUUCUGAUGUCCGAUUCGCAGGUGUUAUGAGGGACUGUCCUGUCCUGUCCUGUAUUUAACGGACAGAGAUAAGCCGUGGCCCGGGGAACGCGGCAGAGAAAGAGAAACGCUUGGAAAACCAAUAGAGAGAAACAUUAAAUAUACCCUAAAGUAAAAGCAAUUUUAGAUAGACAAUAUAGACUCGCAAAGCUUAUUGAAAUUAUUGAGAAGACCCUUUGAAAAUUGCUAGCAGGAUUUUUGGAGAGACUAUAUCGCUUUCAAUGGCCAUAAUACUGCUGACAGUGCUGCUAUACAUUUGCUUAGACAUUAAUUUCCAGUUUUUUGAAAAUGUUCAUUUCCCGAGGUAUUAUCUGUGACUGAGUUUUGACCACGCUCCAAUCUAGCGCAUAUAUGCACAUUUCCCUAGAUGGCGAGAGGAAGCCUUGCAAAUGAAUAUUUGCAAAGACUCAUUAUGGCGAUUGCACGCAAUAAAGCCAAGUGAAAUAUCACAUGUGAAAGGAUGUCCAGCCAUAAUUUCGUCCAUUAAAACUUAAGAAAUUGCCAGGUGUCUCGUGUUAUCUGAUACACUUAAGAGGAGAGAAAUAUCUCUCACACACGUACAACAGCAACUUGUUCUCACCUUGAAAGCGACAGAGCAUUUUCCCUGAAUAAUGAGCGAUUUUGAUUGCUAUAUUUUUUUAUGCAAAUUUUGUUGUUUGUUACAUUGAGAUUUAUGUAUUUACACGAGAAUGUAAUAAAGAAUAUGCGAUAAGUA